GAGGGGACGAAUUUGCCUUAUCAUCAAUUGUACUCAAAAUACCAAUUCUCUCUUACAGAAAAAGAAAAACUCUUCAGCAAAUAUAGUACUACUAUAACAAUAUUAUUUCAAGUUAUGAGUUAUCCAAUGGCUGUUUUCUCUUGUAUUAAUGCUAUGGUUGCACUUGUUCUAGCGUUUCUAAUGGUUGCCGUGGCUGGUAACUUCUACCAAGAUGUUGAUGUCAUGUGGGGAGAUGGCAGAGGUAAGAUUCUUAAUAAUGGUCAGCUUCUUACUCUGUCCCUUGACAAAGCCUCUGGCUCGGGGUUUCAGUCCAAGAAUCAAUAUCUUUAUGGCAAGAUUGACAUGCAAAUCAAACUUGUCCCUGGAAAUUCCGCUGGCACAGUCACCGCUUAUUACUUACGUUCAGAAGGGUCAUUUUGGAAUGAGAUAGACUUUGAGUUUCUGGGCAAUCUGAGUGGUGAUCCUUAUGUAGUUCAUACUAACGUGUACACACAAGGCAAGGGUGGCAGAGAGCAGCAGUUCUAUCUAUGGUUUGACCCAACUGCAGAUUUUCACACCUAUUCCUUUCUCUGGAAUCCUGCACAUGUUGUAUUCUACGUUGAUGGUAGACCAAUUAGGGAGUUCAAGAACUUAGAGAGUGCGGGUGUUGAAUACCCAAAGAACCAGCCAAUGAGGUUAUAUUCAAGUCUAUGGAACGCUGAUGACUGGGCAACAAGAGGAGGGCUUGUGAAGACAGAUUGGAGCCAAGCCCCAUUCACUGCGUCUUUCAGGAAUUUCAGAGUCAAUGGUUGCGUUUGGUCCAAUGGUGUUUCUUCAUGCAACUCCUCCAAUUCUUCUGAUAAAGCUUGGCUAUCUCAAGAGCUUGAUUCCACGAAUCAGAAGAGGCUAAAAUGGGUGCAGAAAAAUUACAUGAUUUACAAUUACUGCGCAGACGUUAAGCGAUUCCCCCAGGGUCUCCCUCUCGAAUGCACAGUCCGCAUCCGCACCAACUCAUAAGAGGAUAACAAACCCUGCUCUUGUUCUUCUAUGUCUCUGCAUUACUUUAUCUUAUCCCUUUCUAUAUUGCUCGUCAAUGUCAUUCUUUCUGCAAUAAAAAAAAAUAAAUGAAGUAGGAUCCUAUAUAUUCUUUCCUAUGUCAAGUAUGGGAAAUGAUUGAUCGACAACACACCUUAACAACUUUCGUCCAAAAGUAUUUUACUUUAUAGUAUUGAACAAUAACAAUUGAGAAAGUAUUGUACAUUAAAUAAUUCAUUUUUGUUUUUUCA
Molecule: messenger RNA, 1265 nt
Organism: Cajanus cajan (pigeon pea)
Lineage: Eukaryota; Viridiplantae; Streptophyta; Magnoliopsida; Fabales; Fabaceae
Product: putative xyloglucan endotransglucosylase/hydrolase protein 23
Biological process (GO): cell wall biogenesis; xyloglucan metabolic process
Cellular component (GO): cell wall; apoplast
Molecular function (GO): xyloglucan:xyloglucosyl transferase activity; hydrolase activity, hydrolyzing O-glycosyl compounds
Source: RefSeq, a predicted model, not a curated record